GGGGGUGUGGUGCGGUGGCUGGCUGUGGUGGUGGCCAGAGAGAGAGAGAGAGAGAUGGAGAAGGAGAGAGUGGGGUUUGAUUUCAAGAAAGGGGGCAGGUCCAGGUCCAGGUCCAUCCCAGCAUUUCCUCUGUGCCCAACUCCCAAAGGAUGUAAUGGAACUGAUGGGAGGCCAGAAGUGGUUCAAAUUAAAUCGUUGAUGGGAAUUCAUGAUUUUCUGCCUUCUGAUGAAGUUGAUUAUGGGAAAUCCUUUAUAAGUGUGGCUUCAAUUCCUCUUUCUUACACAGAUCCAUAUCAUAGGGGGUUAUUGCCUGCUUAUGGGCCACAUGCUAUGGUUCAUCAUCCACAAAUGCUGGGAUGGGAACCUGCAAGAGUGCCACUGCCUCUUGGUCUUGCACAGGACGAGCCCACGUACGUCAACGCGAAACAAUACCGUGCAAUUCUUAGGCGGAGACAACACCGUGCCAAGCUUGAAGCUCAAAACAAACUACCAAAAGCUAGAAAGCAGCCCUAUCUCCACGAGUCCCGGCACCUUCAUGCAUUAAAGAGGGCUAGAGGAUCUGGUGGAAGAUUUCUCAACACAAAGAAGCUAGAACAAUUCAAAGGUGCUGGCAGAACCAACAGCCAAGAUAGAUCUGCCUCCUCGGUUCAUCUCCAUUUGACCUCCAACAUGUCAGAACCCGAAAUCCCCAGUUCAACAACGUCCAACGGUGAUAAUGUCUUUAUCUUCCAGCAGCAGCCAGAAUUCAAGUUCUCUGUGUACCCCUCUCGCAUUCUUAGGGUAACGAAUGCUAUCAUCUUUCGAUCAAGCGGUGAGAGGUGAAGCAAGGGAUUGUUUUUUGGGCGAGUAUAGUGAUGAAAUAGGGAAGUCAUCCUUGGCUCUGUACUGUAGUAGUAGUAGUAGUUGUUGUUGUGCUUUGUUAUGUUUUAUAGCUUUUGCUGCUGAGACUGAAAGCAACAUGUGUGGUGUGGUGUGGUGUGGUGUGGGUUACAACUUACCGCUGGCGGUUCCUCUUCACUUGCUAUUUUGAAGUCAUGAUUUUAAGCAAGUGACAAGGGACCAAUUAAUUUGCUCUGUUUUGUCUUUUGUCAGACUGGGAAGGCUGAAAUUUGUUGUAACUUUCGCCUGCCUUGGUGGGUUUACAUUUCAAAUUCUAUCAUUUGC
This is a messenger RNA of Diospyros lotus (date-plum), 1164 nucleotides long. RefSeq names its product nuclear transcription factor Y subunit A-3. NCBI's taxonomy places the organism in Eukaryota, Viridiplantae, Streptophyta, Magnoliopsida, Ericales, Ebenaceae. Gene Ontology annotation, cellular component: CCAAT-binding factor complex. The coding region runs from base 55 to 822 and encodes 255 amino acids. The record is from RefSeq and is a predicted model, not a curated record. The transcript is spliced from 5 exons. Gene Ontology annotation, molecular function: DNA-binding transcription factor activity, RNA polymerase II-specific; RNA polymerase II cis-regulatory region sequence-specific DNA binding. Gene Ontology annotation, biological process: regulation of transcription by RNA polymerase II.